AUGUCAAUCUAUGUGAUUCUUCUAUUAACUAUCUACAUUCUAAGUGCAUUCAUAAUCUUCCCACUUUUCGUUCAUUUCACAAAAAUCAAUCGUGAAAAAGACGAAAAAGUUCCAAUAUAUCAAAUCACAAAUCAUUUAUACAAAAUCACAUUCAUCUCACAAUUCAUUAUUUUUGUGUCAGCUAUAAGUAUAGCUACAAUAUUUCUAGGUUCAUCAGCAACUGACAAUGAGAAUGAUGAAAAAAAGUUUUUUUUAUUUUUUACAAUUGGAGGAAUCGCAUUUGCUGUGGUUUAUAUUUUCAAUCAAAUAGUUGUUCCGAUUCAAAAUCUCCUCAUAUUCCUGUUGGCUUUUCAAAGAUUCCUCCUUUAUUUUUAUCCAAGAUCUGAAAAAUAUAUAGUCCCUUCUGAAAAACGGUUCAGCUGUAUUAUUCGUUGGAUAUAUUUUAUUUGGAUUCUCGGAUUUAUUCUCUAUAUUGCUCUGGUGUCAAAAUGCAUUUCUGCCUAUAUUUUCACCCAUGUUUAUACCUGCCCUAGAAUUUACUCAACAAUAAAUUCGGCGAUUUAUGUAACCCUAGACUUUCUUGUCAUAUUCUCAUCACUUUUUUAUAUAAGUAUACUUAUAAGUGUGAGAAAAAUCACAAGUAUGUCUACUAGUGUUAUGAGAACUCGUCCGGAGAAAGCUAUCAUCUAUCAAACUCUGAUUUUAAUUAUUGUUAAACUUUUAUGUUUACCAUUUGUUCUUAUUGAAAUUGAUUUUCUCUUGAUUAGUGACAUCAAUACAAACAGCAUUAUGAAUGUGGUAAGCGAUGCGUUGCGUAUGCGUCGCGGUUACUGAAUAUUUUUUUUAGAUGUACUACCCAUUCUUCAUCAUUGAUAUUCUAACAACACCCAUCGUAUUUCAAAUCACAUAUUUGUUUUGCAAUAAAACAAAUCUGGAAGUUUUGCUGAAAAUGAAUUUCAGAAAAUUGAAAACUUGGAGUAUUGUUUGUUGUGGAUACACUUCUUCAAAUAUUGUGAAUUAUCAAAUUUCUAAUAUUUCUGGAAGUAUAUCGAAUUCCUGA
This is a messenger RNA of Caenorhabditis angaria, 1060 nucleotides long. Lineage: Eukaryota; Metazoa; Nematoda; Chromadorea; Rhabditida; Rhabditidae. The record is from the annotation of a GenBank genome assembly.